Molecule: messenger RNA, 1347 nt
Organism: Hemibagrus wyckioides
Lineage: Eukaryota; Metazoa; Chordata; Actinopteri; Siluriformes; Bagridae
Gene: anxa5b
Product: annexin A5b
Exons: 13
Coding region: 155-1120 (321 amino acids)
Biological process (GO): negative regulation of coagulation
Cellular component (GO): cytoplasm
Molecular function (GO): calcium ion binding; calcium-dependent phospholipid binding
Source: RefSeq, a predicted model, not a curated record
UGGAGCCAAAAGGGUGCGGCUCUAGUGGCAGAAAAGUUGUUUAAAGAGGCUUUUCCUCAUCUCCUGCCUUCACUCUGACUCCUUCUCCUGCAGUGCGGAAAACUUUUCGAGCCGACUUGAAGAGCUGUGUGUCAAGCAGAAAUCCUAAGAAAACAUGUCUGGAAGAGGAACAAUCAAGCCUCAGAGCGGAUUCAACGCCAACGCUGAUGCCGAGGCUCUUUUCAAGGCUAUGAAAGGAUUUGGCACUGAUGAAGGAGCCAUUCUGCAGUUGCUGACGGCUCGUAGUAACGCUCAGCGGCAGGAGAUCAAAGCUGCUUACAAGACCCUGCAUGGCAAGAGCCUGGUGAAAGAACUGCAGUCGGAGCUGACAGGAAAAUUAGAGACUUUGAUUGUGGCACUGUUGGACACGCCUACCAUGUAUGAUGUGAAGUGCCUGAAGGGUGCAAUGAAGGGAGCUGGAACUUGUGAAAAGACUUUGAUUCAGAUUCUUGCCUCAAGAACUUGCAAUGAGAUUCAAGAGAUCAAUAAGGUCUACAAGCAGGAGUAUGGUAAAACCCUGGAGGAGGAUGUGACUGGUGAAACUGAUGGAGCCUUCAGGCAGAUGCUGGUCAUAUUGCUGCAGGCAAGCAGACAGCAGGGCGUACAAGAGGCCAACGUGCAGAGCGAUGCAAAGGCUCUCUUUGAAGCUGGAGAAAAGAAGUUUGGCACAGAUGAAGAAAAAUUCAUCACUAUUUUGGGCAACCGCAGUGCUGAACAUCUUCGGAGAGUGUUUGCCGAGUAUAUGAAGCUGUCUGGAUUUCAGAUGGAGGAGACUAUUAAGAGAGAAACUUCUGGAACCCUGCAAGAACUGCUGCUGGCUGUGGUGAAAAGUGCCAGAAGUGUUCCUGCCUAUUUAGCCGAGUGUCUGUAUUAUUCUAUGAAGCCUUGUCCACAGGGCAUCGGGACUGACGAUAAUUCCCUGAUCCAGAUCAUGGUGUCCCGCAGUGAAAUCGACAUGCUGGAUAUACGUGCUGAGUUCAGGAAGAUGUUUGCCACUUCUCUGUUCAAAAUGAUUCAGGGCGAUACCUCUGGAGAUUAUGCUAAAACCCUGCUCCUCUUGUGCGGCGGCGAUGACGCCUAACUCCUGGACCUGACGAGCAAAUUUCACACAGCUUAACACAUUGGCAAAAAAUAUUUAUUCUUUGUACGUUACUAAUAGUGAUGCUUAGUAACUAAUUAAAUUGAUCAUUCCCAAUAAUGAAGGCAGUUCAAUAUCAGGGUUUUUUUUUCUUCUUGUUGCUUUUACAUGCUUGGAAUUGUGUUGUGGUCCUGAAGUAAAAAAAUAAAUAAAGCAGGUCUCUGCCAUAA